CUCUCUCGCAUACAUUCUCACACACAGGCGUAUAUCUCUGCUCCUACUCUCUUCUCAUUCAUGGUUCAUUCGAUUCCAUUCAUCCCACUUUUUUUACCUCUUCACUCUUGACUCUUCUUCCUUGCUUCUGCCUUCUCUCCUUCCCUUUCUUCUUCCGCUCUUUUCAACAGAAAAAAAUCUCCAGAAUUCGAUACAUCAAGACAUGGGUGCUGUUCAGUCCUUAUUCGACCACGAAAAUGAAAUUGCUGCUGCAGCUGAAACAGGCAGGCAGCAAAGCAUGACUGACCAAAAGAACCUUUCCUGGGGCAGUACGAAGCUGCAUAAAAGCAUGGCUUCAAAGUUCACGGAACUUGAGAUGCUUUCUCUGCGUACUGUUCUUCAGCAACUCCAGCAGAAACAGGACAAGGCCAUCCGACAACAGGCUGCAGUUGAAGCGAAUGCUUCCCAAACAAAGAAGGACAUCCGUCCUGUCUCUGGGAUCACCGAAGCGACCUUUGUGGAAUAUCUUGAUAUUCCUGGUAACAGCCGUGCAGCACAGCUGCUUUUCCGUUCAUUUUACAAUCUUUCAGUGUAUCCUGAUCACCCAGAAACAUUGCGGAGCCAAGGGCUACCCAAGGUUCUAACAGCUCGUGAUUUCAUCAAGCCUUUGGCAUUGUAUUGUCAGAAAGUAAGCGAAGGCACAUUUGUGGAUCUCAACCCCCUCAAAGUUAUCUUUGAGUCUUUUGCUGCCACAGUCCCCAAAGAGCAAGACUCCGCCCAGGCCCAUGGGAGCGACAACAACGUGAACAAUACCAAUACUGACGCCGAUACCUUAUCGUCAUUGGGAGGAGAAGGCUCACUACAUCGUUCAAAGACAAUAGAGGAUUCGCUUAAAGAACUGACGCUGCAAUGGGAUCCAGAAGAUGAAGAAGAUGUAGAUAGUGGUCCCAAGGUGGAGGCAUUAGAUCUGGUCGAAGUCCUCGAUGGUUUAUUCUGCCUUAUCGAACAAGUGCUCCAUUAUACUGAAAGCAAUGACAAUGGUAGCCCAACAAAUGAUUCAGCUGCAGAAUCACAUUCUGUAUCCAUUACCACAACAACUAUAGGAUCUCAUCGACAUCGAGCUCUAAUAAUGGUAGAGCAUCUUAUUCAGUACAGCAAAGCCUCGUCAUCCAAAGGAAUCAACACGCCUCUUGAUUUGACUUCAGAGCUCAUUGAUUUUGCCAUGUUUUCAAAAUAUGUCUCGCGAAACAUUCCUAAUCUCUUCCAAGUACUCUCACCCUACUUUUACAAUCUCUUUCUCAUCGGUAAUACCCUCCGACCAACAGGAUCCAACACCAACACUAGCACCGCAGGAAAGUAUAUUCUACCCGGGGUCUCUCCGAUCCCUAAAAUGAGUGCGCCCUCAACCAUUCUGACGCCAGAGACUAUUGCCCUGGUCUCAUGGUUUCUCCCACUCAGUAAGACAACGCCCACAAUGACUCUGCUUUACGCAGGAAGUCAGCAUGGAUUCAGCAUGAGCCAAUUUGAAAGUCAUGUUUGUAAAUAUCCGGCACCAACUUUGCUUUUAUUGCUGGUCGAACGCCGAAAAACCGCGGCUCCUACUUCAAAUAGAAGAAAAUCCAUCUCAUUUGGCUCUGCAUUAUCGCACCAUGCGCCUUCAUAUAAUGCACAAUUGAGUGUUGAAAGCUCCAAAUGGCCUUCUGACCGACACUCAUCGUCAUCAUCAGAGGGUCUUCCUAUCAAUGUAGCCCCAAGACCAAUAGUUCGGAAAGAAAGACUAGUCUUGGGCGCUUAUGUGUCAGAGACAUGGAAGGUUUCUAAAACAGGAUGGGGCAAUGAUUCAUUUGCACUUUUUGAGUUAUCACCAUGGUUCGAAGUUUUUCCGGCCAAAGUAACAAAUUCCUCAACGACUGCAGCUAAUAAAGGCCCACCACGGUCAUUACCUGCUCGAACGAGUCCAAGGCAGGCAAUGGGCUCAGGCGGAGCAGCAGCAAAUCAACAAAAACGGGAUUAUAUUCAUUUCCUCAAAAACGUUGGCAUUGGCUUUGGAGGACAAGAAUCCAACAGUUGCUUGUUGUUUAUGGAUGAUGACAAUUUUCAGUACGGUAGCUACCGACAAGAUUUUGCGGGGGGUAAUGUGUAUAUGAAUGCAGGGGGAGAACGACAGUUGGGAUUUGAGAUUGAUUUCGAGGUGAUUGAAUGUGAAGUUUGGGGAUUGGGUGGACCUGAAGCGAAGGCGCGACAGAAGAAAGAGUGGGAUUUUGAGCAGCGUGAGGCUAAUCGACGCGCGACAAUCCAUCUACGUAGUAAGGAUGGAGAACAGGACAUUGAUAGAGAUUUACUGGAAAUGGCAGGGGUGCUUGAUCCGGAUCGCGGACAUCGCCAUGCGCGACGCCAAAGUGCGGUAUAAUCUAGACAGGCUGGAGAUUUUUUAAGGCUGCAUGUAUUAAGGUUUUUUUAUAAACCGUUGCGCAGGACUGAAAGUAAACGAGAUUCCUCCUCAGCCAAGCAGCCAAGGCAAUCAAUCCACAAGUAUUAAGUAUUUAAUAAAUUAAACUAAAGUUUUUUCAGUCGCAUCGAAGACGAUCGAAAUAAAGUAGACAAUACAGAA
Lobosporangium transversale is the source of this 2590-nucleotide messenger RNA. RefSeq lists its product as hypothetical. The transcript is spliced from 4 exons. NCBI's taxonomy places the organism in Eukaryota, Fungi, Mortierellomycota, Mortierellomycetes, Mortierellales, Mortierellaceae. The record is from RefSeq and is a predicted model, not a curated record. The coding region runs from base 203 to 2389 and encodes 728 amino acids.